UAAACAGUAGAAGAAGAAACUUCUCACGACUGCAGCUUCUGUAAUGCGACAUGUCGUAAAACCAUCCUGAUGAAAUGCGGCACUCCUGAGCUGAGCAGUAGACUUGAUGUUGUUUAGUUGUUGUUGAAAGAGAAACUGUCACAUCAGGCUUUUACCCAGAACUCCACUCACCGCAGUGUGUAGCAGCAGCAGCGGGUUCGUCUAGAGAUCCAGACCCGAAACAAGAAGCGAUGCUGGUCACCGUGUUCUGCGCUCCGAGGGACAGCCCAGAGACCACCUUCGCUCUCGAUGUGUCCCCGGAGCUGGAGCUCAGAGACUUUAUAGCACUGUGUGAGCUGGAAUCAGGCAUCCCAGCUGGGGAGAUACAGAUCACAUAUGUAGAACAGCACCUAAAAGACACCACUCGUGCCUUGGGGAACUAUGGUGUUAAGGAUGGAGAUGUGGUGGUUCUCAGGCAAGCUGACAGAAGGCCACCACCAACUCAGCCAGCCUUUCCAGGUCUGCCCCAUAUUGACUUUCGUUCCAUCACAAUCCCCGGCACCUCUUCCUCAACUAGUCAACGUGGUGCCAUAAGACCGCAGCAGCCACAAACUUCACAGCAGCAGCUGCCACCACAGCCUCAGUCGCAGCCUCAGCCUCAACAGCAGCCGCAGCGCGCCACACAAUCUUCCACGCCAACGGCCUUUCGCGGCUCCUCUCCUCAGGGGCUGGAUGACCCCGCCUUACUCCAGCAGAUGCUAUUAUCCAAUCCACAUGAGCUUUCACUACUCAAGGAGCGAAACCCGCCGCUUGCUGAGGCCCUGCUGAGCGGAGACUUAGAGCGUUUCACCAAAGUGCUGGCAGAGCAACAGCAGGAUCGAGCCAAGAGAGAGCAAGAGAGGAUCAGACUUCUGACUGCUGAUCCUUUCGAUUUGGAUGCCCAAGCAAAGAUUGAGGAGGACAUCAGGCAGCACAAUGUGGAAGAAAACAUGACCAUUGCGAUGGAGGAGGCCCCAGAAAGCUUUGGACAGGUGGUUAUGCUCUACAUUAACUGCAAAGUCAAUGGGCACCCUGUGAAAGCUUUUGUGGACUCAGGAGCCCAGAUGACCAUCAUGAGCCAAGCGUGUGCUGAGCGCUGUAACAUCAUGCGGCUGGUGGACCGUCGCUGGGCCGGGAUUGCCAAGGGAGUGGGCACCCAAAAGAUCAUUGGCAGAGUUCAUUUGGCUCAGGUCCAGAUAGAGGGGGACUUCCUUCCGUGUUCUUUCUCCAUCUUGGAGGACCAGCCAAUGGACAUGCUGCUUGGCCUGGAUAUGCUCAAGAGACAUCAGUGUUCGAUCGACCUGAAGAAGAACACACUUCUAAUAGGCACCACAGGCACCGAGACUCGCUUCCUGUCUGAGGCGGAGCUGCCAGAGUGUGCCCGACUGGCAUACGGAACAGAGGGGCGCGAAGACGCCCGUCCGGACGAGAUAGCUGACAGAGAACUGGCAGAGGCACUUCAGAGGUCCAUACAGGAAAGCGACACUGCAGAUGGACAAACUACCUCACCGCAGCCCCCACCAUUUACAUUACCCAGAACCUUAGACCAAAUGUCCUCAUCCACCUCCUCUUCCCAAAGCCCUUCCUCUGGCCAGCCCCAAACCCUGGAUCGCUCUCAGUCUGCCCCGGGCGCCAUGGAGCAGGCCUCAGCACCAGGGCCAUGCCAUGACCAACCUGGCAUCCAGGAGCUUCCUCGGCCUUCGUCCUCAGCAGAGGAUGCUGGUUCUACGUCUCAUCAGGUCCACCCUCACCCUCUGCCUGUUCAUAGCAACUCCAAAGUGCCCCCUGCACCCAGUCCAUCAGCAGACGUCCUCCGUACAUGUACCCCUCCUGCGGACAUGACUACAGUACCCCAGUAUCUGGGGGAUGAGGUACAGCCUGGCAACACAGAGGGGGAUACUGAAUCAGAUGAGGUGAUGAACAGCCCCAUGCGCCCCCAUCCAGAGGAACUUUCCCCCAUUCAACCCAUGGAGCAGGAGGCGACUGAGUCCGACACCGCCGACGCCACAGAAGCCUGUCCGGGUGCUCCGAGCCAACCGGACUCGGUCGAGAUGGAGUCCCCAACCGCCUCCCAGGGCGUCGCAUCCUCUGAGAGGGACCAGCCCGAAGGAGAGCACUGCUCCGGCUCUGACAGUAUCCCGUCACUGGCGGCCGCUCUGAUGGAGCUUCACGAGCUCCUGGUGUCCAACAACCGCGCACAGUCCCAAAACCGGAGCACCUCCUGCUCCCCCUCGCAUCCAUUCAAACAGGAAACAGACGAAGAAGCGGCUCCCGAGCCGCGUCAGCCGUCGCCCGAAAACCCCCAGCAUAUCCCCUCUACUGCCAUCACAGCCGGUGCAGAACCAAGCGAUGCCAAAGCCAACCAUGCUGCUGCUGUGUCUGAUGAGGGACCAUCUAAGUGUCUUGCGCCUGACCUCUCUGGCCAGGAUGAGCAUCUGGGCGGGGAUACAGCAGAGACUGUGGAGGGACAAGGACCACCACAGUGUCCAGAUGGCUCCGGGGAGAGGAGGGCAGAUAGAUGUGGGCAAGAUGAAGCAAAUAACAUCAGCAGUUGUCAGCCUGAGCCAGAGGUUCCUCCUGAUCCCGCAGGGGACCUGGAGUUCAGGGAACCUCCCGAGGGGCAACAGGGGAGAGGGGUCGCAGACGGACGAGCCUCUGGCACCAACACCCCAGACACUCUCGGCCUCCAGACUGAGCACACUUUCCUCAGCCCUCUGUCUAUGGCAGUGGGCUCACCGGAGGAGGUCUCCAGCACCUCCUCCCCCUCUUCCCCUCCUCUCGCUCAGGCUCCCCAGCUGACAUCUCCAGCCCCUCUUCUCCCUUCUCCGCAUCCCUUUAUAGAACAAUUUCCAGCUGAGCACAUCCAGAGAAUCCAGGCAGCAGGGUUUUCUGCCGGGGAGGCUGCAGAGGCACUGGAACAAGCCCAUGGGGUCGUGGAGCUAGCCCUGCUGGCACUACUAGCCCGCAGUAUCACUGUGCCCACCUAAGACUCAUAACUACGUCAUACGAGUCCUCAGCCUCCCACUCAGCAUCUGUCUUAUUUAUACCUUGUUACUGAUCCAGAUGUCUCAGUCCCUUCUUAACAGGGAGCACGUAUAAACACAGGGAAACGCUGUCUCUUGGUUUUGUCGUACAGAAUAUCCAAGAACAAACAAGGACAACUGGUGAUAACUUUUCUGGAUAUUGCAGAUAUGUGAGGUGUGUUUGCAUGCAGAUGUUUUGGGUGGCCACCAUUGGUUUUUAGAGAUUUGGUAUGGUAGAUUGAUUUUUCUUCUUGUUUUGUCGUCCAACAUUGACACAUUAUUAAAUGCCCAAUGUAUGAUUGAUUUUUUUCGCCAUUAAACUUUAUUAUAAUUUCCCCCUUUUGAUACGUCACAAAAAAAUAAUAUUGUUUAAGUUGUGGAACAAAAUCUAAAAAACGGAGUAGCGUUACUCCUACUCGCCGUUCCCGAAUAACUGUCUGGUGAGCUUUAGAUUAUUCAGCACAAAUAUGGAUUAUAUGAAUUGAAGCAAUUUGCUGAUGAAUAAAGCAUCAUGUUGAUUUUUAUGUUUGGAGCUCCUUCAAUUCACAAAUCAGAGCCCAAUGAUGGAGAUGCUAGAUUGUGGGAAGCGCCGCAGUUUAGAAGUGUUGACCAUUUAUGAUCAAGUUUACAAAUCAUUUCUCCAGAUAAGUGGAAGCCCCCCUUUUAUCCACGGUCGUCAUCGCACUGAAAUAUCAAGUGAGCCACAAGUGCGUUUGUUGACGUAUGAUAGGAGAUGGCAUUUUUUCGAUUCAGUAUGUGUAUUACAGAAGGUAUCUUGUACUGUAUGUAUUAUUUUCCACAGUUUGGAAGCUUUGCCAUGUGUAGAUUACAAAACCGUUUGUAGCUCCUGUUCAGAAAGUCCUUUUUAUUUUGUGUCAAAUCAUCACUGUGUGUGUUCAGACCUUAAAAACAUCCAUUUUCAUUUUGUAAUUGUUAGAAUAUUGCCAUGUCAGUACGUCAUAUAUCAAGGAUUUUAAUGGCUUUAUUUGAGUCAUAUACCAACAAUGUUCAGGCAGAUUGAAUUAUCUACUUUUAUCUUGUAUGAAAUUUUAAAUUGCAAAUAAAAUGGAACUAGUAUUUGUA
Sebastes umbrosus (honeycomb rockfish) is the source of this 4124-nucleotide messenger RNA. It is a transcript of the gene ddi2, whose product is annotated as DNA-damage inducible protein 2. NCBI's taxonomy places the organism in Eukaryota, Metazoa, Chordata, Actinopteri, Perciformes, Sebastidae. Gene Ontology annotation, molecular function: aspartic-type endopeptidase activity; protein binding. Bases 231 to 3005 code for a protein of 924 amino acids. The transcript has 10 exons. The record is from RefSeq and is a predicted model, not a curated record. Gene Ontology annotation, biological process: proteolysis.